GGAGCACCCUCAUGGACCGAACCCUUGCCAGAAGUGCCAAGCAGAGACUGAGAGCUCUUAAACCCUAAACCCUUGCCAAAGCUCUAUUCCUUCAAAAUGCCCUCUCUUCUCGCCAUGGCGUCGGUGGCGAGCAGAAGAAACCGACUCCUCGCGUCAUCGCCUUUCAUCCUCGCAUGGAGAAGAUUCGGUUUCCGCAAUAUUUGCAGUGGCCGGGUCGGCUUAGCUCCGUCGACGUCGACGUCGACGUCGCCGUCACCGCCACCGUCCGAUUACAAAACUCCCCUGCCUGGAACAAAGGUUCUCGAAUCAUUCACGGAAGAGUUCGAAAUCGGAUCACGCAAAAUAACGCUGGAGACGGGAAAGAUCGCACGCUUUGCCAAUGGUGCUGUUGUUUUAGCCAUGGAAGAGACCAAAGUCCUCUCAACCGUUGCUUCCGCUAAAGGCGACUCUGUUCGCGACUUUUUACCCCUCACUGUUGAUUAUCAAGAGAAACAAUUUGCCCAAGGUGCGAUUCCCCGCACAUUCAUGCGAAGGGAGGGUGCUCCAAAAGAACGUGAACUUUUAUGUGGUCGUAUCAUUGAUCGACCCAUACGGCCGCUUUUUCCGGCUGGAUUCUACCAUGAAGUUCAGGUAAUGGCAAGUGUUCUUUCUUCUGAUGGGAAGCAAGAUCCAGAUAUAAUGGCAGCUAAUGCCACAUCUGCGGCUCUUAUGUUGUCAGAUAUCCCUUGGGGUGGUCCCAUUGGUGUGAUUCGCAUAGGAAGGAUUUCUGGCAAAUUUAUUGUUAAUCCAAGCAUGGAUGAGCUCAGUUUAAGUGAUCUCAAUUUGGUAUAUGCUUGCACAAAAGACAAAACAAUGAUGAUAGAUGUGCAAGCUCGCAAGAUAUCAGAAAGGGAUCUGGAAGCUGCUUUAAGGCUGGCUCAUCCUGAGGCAAUUAAAUAUCUAGAGCCUCAAAUCAGGCUGGCAGCCAGAGCUGGUAAGCAGAAGAAGGAAUAUAAAUUGUCAAUGGUGUCAGAGACAACACUGGAAAAAAUCAGGAACUUGGCUGAAGCACCUAUUGAAGCUGUCUUUACUGAUCCUACAUAUGGCAAGUUUGCUCGAGGAGAGGCCCUAGAUAAGAUUACCCAAGAUGUAAAAAGGACACUUGUAGAAGAAUGUGAUGAAGAGAGCUUACAAGUCUUAUCAAAGACAGUCGACACAGUACGAAAAGAGGUUGUUCGUAGAAGGAUUAUUGCUGAAGGAAUUAGAGUUGAUGGGAGACAUCUUGACGAAGUUAGGCCUUUAUUUUGUGAAGCUGGUAAUCUUCCUCAAUUGCAUGGGUCAGCACUUUUUUCACGUGGAGAUACUCAGGUUCUGUGCACUGUGACCCUUGGAGCACCUGGGGAGGCUCAAAACUUGGCUUCCCUUGUUGGCCCGUCAAGCAAGCGAUUUAUGCUUCAUUACAGUUUUCCACCAUUCUGUAUUAAUGAAGUGGGCAAAAGAACUGGCCUGAAUAGGCGAGAAGUUGGCCAUGGCACUCUAGCUGAGAAGGCUCUACUUGCCGUCUUACCUCCUGAAGAUGAUUUACAGUACACAAUUCGUGUUAAUUCAGAAGUUAUGGCCUCUGAUGGUUCGACAUCAAUGGCAACUGUCUGUGGAGGAAGCAUGGCUUUGAUGGAUGCCGGAAUUCCCUUAAGAGAACAUGUAGCAGGUGUAUCAAUAGGCCUUGUGAGUGAUGUUGACCCAUCAACUGGCACAAUCAGAGAUUAUCGCAUACUGACUGAUAUUUUGGGCCUGGAAGAUCAUCUCGGAGACAUGGACUUCAAAGUUGCAGGGACACGGAAUGGAAUAACAGCAAUUCAAUUGGAUAUAAAGCCUGCUGGAAUUCCUCUAGAUAUUAUUUGUGAGUGCUUGGAACCUGCACUUAAAGCUCGGCUUCAAAUCCUUGAUCACAUGGAGCGAGAGCUAAAUGCAUCACGUACCCAAGAUGAAAGGAAUUCUCCUCGAAUAGUUACAUUAAAGUAUAGCAACGAUGCUCUUCGGCGCUUAAUUGGCCCGCUUGGUGCCCUUAAGAGAAAAAUUGAAGAGGAAACAGGUGCACAGAUAUCUGUGAGUGAUGGGGCACUCACUGUAUUUGCUAAGAACCCUCCUGACCUGGAAAAAGUAUUAGACAAGGUUGAUUUUAUAAUUGGCCGUGAGAUUGAAGUUGGGGGGAUUUAUAAAGGCACUGUAACAACAAUUAAAGAAUAUGGAGCGUUUGUGGAAUUUAAUGGUGGUCAACAAGGCCUCCUGCACAUUUCUGAAUUGUCACAUGAACUGGUUACCCGAGUAUCUGAUGUGGUAUCCAUUGGCCAGCAACUAUCCUUGAAAUGCAUAGGGCAGGAUAUUCGUGGCAACAUCAAAUUAUCUCUUAAGGAAACUUUACCCCGAUCCCGUUCUGAAACAAAUAUUGUGCUUGAAGGAGCUUCCACACAUACAAAACAAGUGCCUGAUGGUUGGCCAGCAGUUGGGGAUGUGCUUACUGGGCAAGUGACGCAGCCAUCUGCUGUGGCAGAUUUGCAAGUGAGUACAUAUGAAAAUAGUGGGGUAGCCUCUUCUGGCUCAUCACCAUCUAUUCUGAUUCGGAGUGCUACAGAGUGUGAUGAGGAGGAAAAAUCUGCUAACUUGAAUCAGAAUCCUAAACCCACCAAAGUGAAGAUGUCAAAACUAUCUUCGCUGAAGUUAGAGAGAGAAUCCAACUUGAAGUUUGUGAUUGAGGAUGAUCAGAAUGAUAAAGAAGCUUUGAUUGACACUCCGAUAAGUGCAAAAAAUCUAACGCUUGGGACUAAGAUAACAGCUAAGGUUCAUCAAAUUCGUGCACGAGGUUUAGUCCUUCACUUGGGCAGUGGACUUUAUGGGAUGUACCGGUUUGAGACUGGUGGAAGGAGUGAUUUUGAGGUAGGCGAUGAGUUGCUAGUGAAAUGUUCGAGUUUUUCUAGCAAGGGAAUCCCUAUAAUGACUAUGGUAGAAGAUGAAUAAUCCCGCAUCAGCGUAUCCUUCCUGAGCCUGAAGACACGUGCCUGUCGAUGCAGGAGAAUAUCGCGUGCCAUAAUCGCUGCGCCGCCAGAAACUUUGGCAUAACUUAAAAACGGUGACCUUUGUAGGCAGUGCAGGUUGAGUCUAAGCAAAGCAAAGCUUCUGGGACGACCUGGCUAGAAAGGCAAUAGUUGUCAUCAAUCAGAAUGGCUGAAAUCUUACUUCCAAUACAUGUUCUAAUAGAGUUGAACUUUGCCGGAGUAAACUGCCGUGAUUUCGCUCAUACACGAGAACACUUGAAAUUUUGAUAAAAUCCAUGAAGCUUCAUUGCACAUCUUUCGUUUUGAUAUUCAAAUUCGAGUGCCAGGUUUCAUUUUUUUUUUUUUUGUUGGGCCAAAGGAUGAAUAAAUUAAAUGUAUUUUGUGUUUCAAUGCCUGAUGUUAUGGGUGAUGCUUUCUUGUGGCUUUUAAGACUAUAAAGCGUUGGAGAGAGCUUCGUCAUUAACAUUUUGUCUUCGGUAAGUUCGUUAAUAUAUGUGAAUGUAUACAUUCUACUUGAGGUC
Molecule: messenger RNA, 3553 nt
Organism: Diospyros lotus (date-plum)
Lineage: Eukaryota; Viridiplantae; Streptophyta; Magnoliopsida; Ericales; Ebenaceae
Product: polyribonucleotide nucleotidyltransferase 2, mitochondrial
Exons: 17
Coding region: 97-2994 (965 amino acids)
Biological process (GO): mitochondrial RNA 3'-end processing; mitochondrial mRNA catabolic process
Cellular component (GO): mitochondrion; cytosol; chloroplast stroma
Molecular function (GO): 3'-5'-RNA exonuclease activity; RNA binding; polyribonucleotide nucleotidyltransferase activity
Source: RefSeq, a predicted model, not a curated record